AUGUCUAAAAAUCAGCUUUCUAUUAUUGGCUUGAUUGAAAUAAAAAAAGAGACAGUGGAUGAAUUUUUAAUUAAUCGUCUUUGGCCUUCGAACGAUUUCGGGUAUUGCUUCUCUCCUUCCAUUGGAGCUUCGGGUGGGUUAUGUUGUAUCUGGAACUCGACUGUUUUGUCUCCUACUCGAGUAGUCACUUAUGCUCGAUGGAUUAGUAUUGAUUUUGAGCUUUCUUCAAUCCAAUUCAAGUUCAUAUUAGUUUAUGGCUGUUCAGCGGCAGCAUAUAGGCUCUCUUUAUGGGCAGAUUUAUCUUCAGAACUUCAGACGGACAGAAUUUGCUUUAUGAUUGGGGAUUUUAAUGAGAUCUUACAUCCGGAAGAGAGAUGGAAUUUUACGGGUUAUACUCCAGGAAUGCAUCAAUUUAUGGAGUUUGUUCAGUCUUGUAAUGUGAUGGAGGCUUCGUUAAGUGGUCGGUACUUCACUUGGCAAAAAAGUAACUCGCGAUCAAAGAUUGAUAGAUGUUUUUUGUCCCCUGCAAUUUUUUCUCUAUGGCCCAGCUUUGAUCUAAAAGCUCUUCCCAGAAGCUUUUCAGAUCAUGUUCCUCUGCUAGAGUGGAAUAAGAAUGUCUUUGGUAAUCUGAAUACCAAAUUUGAGCAACUCCAACAGGAGAUACACACGCUUGAGGCAAACAUGGAUGAAGUUAGAAUCUUUAUGGCACCAAAAUCAAGACUGAAUUGGAACCUAUAUGGCGACAAGAACACAAAAUUCUUCCACACCAUUGCUGCGAUUACUCUCGAAGUAACUUCAUUACCGAAAUUACAGUUGACAACCAAACUUUUUCUUCCCCAGAUGAGGAAACACUACCCGAUCAAUUUCUCCAUGGCCAAACAGUCUAUCAUAGUCCUCAGUCAAACUCAAGCGGCCGAGUUGGUUAAAGAAUUAUCGGAGAGUGAAAUUUUUGCUGCUUUAUCAGAUUUCGACGAUAAUAAAGCUCCAGGAUUUUUUCCACACAGGUUAAACACAUCUUUUUUGGUUCUAAUUCCAAAGAUGAAGGGUGCUUCGGAUAUUAAAGAUUUUCGGUCGAUUAGUUUGAUCAAUGGAGUCUUCAAGCUUCUCUCCAAGAACCAAUUUGGUUUUAUUAAAGGGAGAAAUAUUCAUGAUUGUCACAUGAUCGCUUCAGAAUUGAUUCACUUAGUCAACAAAAGGAAAGAUCAAGUUUUUCUAAUUAAACUUGAUUUUAAAAAGGCCUUCGAUUCUAUUUCUUGGGAUUUCGUUCUUCAGAUGCUAAAUAGAAUGAAUUUUGAUCCAGUCUGGAUUAAGUGGAUUACUUUUUUUUUUGGCUCCGCCCAAUUAUCGGUAUUGAUCAAUGGCGGUCCCUCUAAAAAUUUUAAUAUGGGUAGAGGAGUCAGACAGGGAGAUCCAAUAUCUCCGAUGCUUUUUGUCUUGGCAGUUGAAGGGCUCAAGGCAAUUUUUUCAAACACUAGCAGUUUGGGUUUGAUUGAUGGGAUUCACGUUGAAAAUUACGCUGAACCAGUUUCUAUCCUGCAGUUUGCGGAUGAUACUUUGUUGUUCAUUCCGAAUGACUUGGGGAUGAUUAGAAACCUUCUGCGGAUUCUUCGUUGCUUCGAAUUAAUUUCGGGCUUACCUUUGGGCUCUAAGUCGAUUAAGGCUGAUCUGUGGCAACCAAUUGUGAAUAAUUUUUCUUCUCAGCUAGCAAGUUGGAAAGGCAACUUACUUUCGCCUGCGGGAAGACUCGUAUUGAUAAAAUCAGUCCUUAGCAGCUUACCAGUAUACUUUUCAUGUUCCUUUUCAGUUCCACACUCCGUGAUUAAUAAUCUUGAGCGAUGUAUGCAAAGAUUUCUUUGGAAUGGGUCAGUUGAUCGCAUGGGUUUCAGUAAAGUUGCUUGGACUGACUUUUGUUUGCCGAUUGAUAAAGGAGGCUUGAACAUAAAUCCGCUGCGUUUUAAAAAUCAAUCUUUGCUGCUCAAAUGGAUAUGGAAAUUAAGAACGACUAGCAAGAUAACCCUUUGGUUUUCGGUAAUCUCAUGCAGCUCGGAUAUCUCAGAUUGGAGGGAUUUGGAAACUAUUAAUCUUGGAAAAUUAUCUCACAUGUGGCGGGGAAUAUACACUGCUUGUGUUAAAAAUAAUCAUAUUUGGGAUGCUUUUAAAGGAGAGUUGACAGCUAAUUUGGGUAAUGGAGUUAACAUCGAUUUUUGGCAAGAUAACUGGACUGGAGACUUGUCUAUUUCUACUGCAUUUCCGAGAUUAUUCAGUUUGGCAAAGGAUAAUCGAAUUUCAGUUAUGAAAGCAUAUAGUGUGGAGCAAAAUUCUUUUUGUCUUCGAUGGAAUAGAAAUCUUCGAAUAGGAGAUCAGCAGCUCCUUCAACAGCUUCAAGACCAAAUUGCUUCUUUCGUUCCAGAUGUGGAAAGAAAUGAUCGAUUAUCUGCUCACAGUUCAUCGCUUCAGCAUUCAACUCAUCUGGAUUGCACAUUUUUCUGGAAAUUCAGAAUUCCUCCAAAGUUUCACAUCUUCUUUUGGCUUUUGAUGAGGGACAUGAUCUCCUCCAAUGCUGCACUUGUUCGUAGAGCUUUUGGACAUCUCUUUCCGUCAAAAGAUAUCGGGUUCUAUGGCAAACAAUUUGGUUCUUUUGCGUUUGGGAACUUUGGAAAGCUAGAAAUAAAAUGGACAUGUGUUCAAACUCCGAAGGUAUUUGUGAGUUUAGGUGAGUUUCUAAAUCUAGAAAUGACCUCCAAAGUUCAAAGAGAUCUAAAAGUUAUUCGUGACAUUUUAUUGUCAGGUUACCGUUUCUCGAGUCUUGGAGAUAAUUCGGGUUUGAACGUUGCCCUAACCCCAAAGUUACCUUGA
This is a messenger RNA of Mercurialis annua (annual mercury), 2856 nucleotides long. RefSeq lists its product as uncharacterized. Gene Ontology annotation, molecular function: catalytic activity. The record is from RefSeq and is a predicted model, not a curated record. NCBI's taxonomy places the organism in Eukaryota, Viridiplantae, Streptophyta, Magnoliopsida, Malpighiales, Euphorbiaceae. The coding region runs from base 1 to 2856 and encodes 951 amino acids. The transcript has 11 exons.